Molecule: messenger RNA, 1403 nt
Organism: Syzygium oleosum
Lineage: Eukaryota; Viridiplantae; Streptophyta; Magnoliopsida; Myrtales; Myrtaceae
Exons: 6
Coding region: 1-1221 (406 amino acids)
Source: RefSeq, a predicted model, not a curated record
AUGCUCCGUCUAAAACUGCAACUCGAAACUGAAAAAAGAGCGGUGACGGUCUUGCCAAAGUCGGUGGCGCCGGCAUCCUCUGGUUCUUACAUGAUACGCACAUUAUACCCUCAUCACUGGUAUUUUCUCUCUUUCUCUCUCACAUCUUCGUCGCCCCCAAUUUUCAUGGAAAAGGGCAAAGCUAAGUUGGCGGCAGUCACCGAUCCCGUUCCCAAGCUCGAUUCCGUCUCCAGCUCCACCAGUUCGGAUCGUAAAUCCGCCGCCUCCUCGCUCCGAUCGUCAGGGCCGCCGAUCAAGAGGUCGAAGCCGCCAAGUCUAGUCAGUCUGUGUGUGGGGGUUAUCGGCAAGCACUUGGAGGAUAUAAUUGCAGAUUUGGAAGAGAUUGCCGUUACCUUCCCUCCGGAUAUUAAGAUGGCAGUGACAGCAAUUGCUCGGAGGAGACGGUUACUUGAUGACAAUAUAAUUGUUUCCUUGGCUGAUGGUUCAUGGGAGAUCCUUGACAUCUCUGGUUCAAAUGUUUCUGAUGUGGGAUUGAUUAAAUUAGCUGGAAUAUGCAGGUCUCUUCGAGCUGUGGAUAUAAGUCGGUGUGAAAAUAUCACUGUGGCUGGUGUUUCUGGACUUUUGCAGCGCUGUCAUUUGCUAGAAACUUUGAGAUGUGGAGGGUGCCCAAGAAGUGACUACACGGCACGUUGUUGUUUGGGCAUAUUGAAACCAAAGCUGCAUGAUGUGGAUGGCGAUUCGUGGGAGGAACUUGACGCCUCAGAAAUCAUAGAUGGUGCACAUUCGUUGCGUUGGCUUGUGUGGCCAAGGAUCGAUAAAAAUACUCUGGAGAAUUUCUCCGCUGAAUGCCCGCGCAUCACAGUAAAUGCCAAGCCGUCACCUUUCACUCUAAGAGGGGCCCAAGUUCCGAGACAAGCAUGGCCAGAUGUCGUAUUGGAUGAACCCUUUGUUAAGGAUAUUGAUCCCGAGACAUGGGCUGUGUCUGGAUUUAGACCCAGGAAGAUUUCCGCACCUCUCUCUAGCCCAACAUCUGAAUUGUCGAUGGCUGAAAAGUUUAGGCUUGCAUUUCUUGAAAGAGACAAUCGGUUAGCCCCGAAACGUGCGAAGAAUGUGAGGCAACAUCAACGGCGUGCGGAAAAAGAGUUUAGGGCAAUGGAUUCAAGGGCAAAGGCCCUUGAUCUGGCCUCAAAAUUGAGCAAAUCGCUGCAUAAUAGGUACUAGUGUCCCCGGAUAAUCAGGGGCAACACCGCGGAGAGAGCUUUUGUUGUCUGACCGUGCUGUUUUUCGGUGCGUGUGUUUUAUAAUGUCUGCGGCACAUGGCUUUGUUUUGAUGAGGUUCAGCUGGCGGGCGUUAGCAUUCUUGUGAGCUUAGCUUUUGGGCUGUCAUAAAUUUGUAAUUAUUA